Bactrocera latifrons is the source of this 2288-nucleotide messenger RNA. RefSeq names its product serine/threonine-protein phosphatase beta isoform (gene flw). Bases 1081 to 2076 code for a protein of 331 amino acids. Gene Ontology annotation, cellular component: nucleus; cytoplasm. The record is from RefSeq and is a predicted model, not a curated record. Lineage: Eukaryota; Metazoa; Arthropoda; Insecta; Diptera; Tephritidae. Gene Ontology annotation, molecular function: protein serine/threonine phosphatase activity. The transcript is spliced from 5 exons.
CCUGUGUAUGGCUGAAAUCCAAUUGCAGUGAGCGUAGAGAAUCCAAUAGGAAAAUAUCAAAAUAUUUUCGCGUUAGCAUGGACUUAUUAGCAGUGAAAUGCAGUGAAUUAAUGAAAUAAAAAUUAACCUAUUCAACUGUUGAAACGCAAAUGAUUGAACGCGCUUUUGUGUGGCAGUAAAAUUUGUUUAUGCAAGCAUAAAGUUUAGUGUGUAUAAAGAUUGAAAAAUACCAUAUUUGGUCACGCUUAGAAAAUCCACAAAUUGUGAAAAUAACCUGAGCGGCUGGAAAAGCAGUAGUUACAAUUUUAUUACUGUGUUACAAAUAAAAAACCGGCCAGAAAAAAUGAAAAGUAAUUGAAGUUUGCAAACAUUAUUGGAAACAAAACAAAAAUCAUAAAAGUGAUUAUAGUUUGAAAACGAAAUAUUUAUCUGAUAUAUAUACAUAUUUUGGCAAAUUGUGUUUUUAUUUUGACGUGUAUUUUAUAUGUGCAUUGUUUGUGUGUGUCAAUUUCUCAACAAUUGAAUUAUCUUUUUUCUUUACGGGAGCGUGUCGCAGGCGAAAAUUUCUAUACAAAUUUAAAUACCAAUUUUGCGAAUGUUAAAUGGAACUUGUAGAUAUCCAUAGACAUAACUACAAGAAUUUAUUUGCAUUUGUAGAAAUUUCCUUAUUGGCAACAACUCGUUGGAAACGUUCACAAUUAAUAUAAUUGGCUGCCUGUGCAACUAUUUGAACUGUGUCUUCAUUUUGGUGUACGAAAAUUCCUUUAUUCAUUCCGGCAUUUCGGUAUAAACAACUUUAAACGUACGUGUAUUUUAUUGCCGUGAUCGUGUCGUGGUUGCUCUAUUUCAAGCGUUUGCCAUAUCGCAAACACAACAGUGACUAAUUGACAUUUAAUCGUGCUGCAGUUUUGUUUUGUGGAAAAAUUGUUGCUGCAUUUCGUUUAGCGCAACUAAAGGCUUGUGUUAUCUUCAUUUGCACUCUUGCCGUGUAACAAAUAUAUUUGGUGUUUUCAUAGUUCCUGGAGUGUUUUUAUUAUUACCAAACACGUUGUAUCCGUCGUAGACGUCACAUUCACAAUAAUGGCUGACUUUGAUCUAAAUGUGGAUAGUUUAAUACAGCGGCUACUUGAGCUGCGCAGCUGUCGUGCCGGCAAAUCCGUACAAAUGUCAGAAGCCGAAGUACGCGGCCUUUGCUUGAAGUCACGUGAAAUUUUUCUACAACAACCCAUACUGCUGGAACUCGAGGCACCGCUGAUCAUAUGUGGCGACAUACACGGUCAAUAUACAGAUUUAUUGCGUCUGUUCGAAUAUGGUGGCUUUCCGCCAGCCGCUAAUUAUUUAUUCCUUGGCGAUUAUGUGGAUCGGGGUAAACAAUCGUUGGAGACCAUCUGCCUGCUCUUGGCGUAUAAAAUCAAAUAUCCCGAGAAUUUCUUCUUGCUGCGCGGCAAUCACGAGUGCGCCAGUAUUAAUCGAAUCUAUGGCUUUUACGACGAGUGCAAACGCCGCUACAAUGUGAAAUUGUGGAAAACCUUCACAGACUGCUUCAAUUGCCUACCUGUUGCCGCUAUUAUUGAUGAGAAGAUCUUCUGUUGUCACGGUGGUCUGAGUCCCGAUUUGCAGGGCAUGGAACAGAUACGUCGCCUUAUGCGUCCAACAGAUGUACCCGAUACCGGCCUUUUGUGCGAUUUGCUGUGGAGUGAUCCGGACAAGGAUGUGCAAGGUUGGGGCGAGAAUGAUCGUGGUGUAAGCUUCACAUUCGGUGUGGAUGUGGUGUCGAAGUUCUUGCAUCGGCACGAGUUGGAUCUCAUUUGUCGAGCGCAUCAAGUCGUUGAAGACGGCUACGAAUUCUUUGCUCGCCGCCAACUGGUUACGCUCUUCUCGGCGCCAAAUUACUGUGGCGAAUUCGACAAUGCAGGCGGCAUGAUGACUGUGGACGAUACGUUAAUGUGCUCGUUCCAGAUUCUCAAACCGUCGGAGAAGAAGGCGAAAUACUUGUACAGCGGCAUGAAUUCGUCACGACCCAAUACACCACAACGCAAUGCACCGCUAAUAGCAUCGAAUAAAAAGGGCAAAUAAUAUAUCCAUCCACUUCCAUUUCCUUAAAAAUUAAUUAAUUACUAUAUUAAAUUAAAAUUCGAGAAUAUUAAUGAGAAUGCAAAUAAACAACAACAACAACAAGAUAAACAAUGUAAUAAAAAUAAUAAAAAGAAAAAGCAAACGAAGCGCGCUAGCAGCAAGUAAGGACGAUAAAAUGUAAAAUGAAAAUUGAAAAAAUCCAAAAAAAAAAA